This is a messenger RNA of Dothidotthia symphoricarpi CBS 119687, 819 nucleotides long. RefSeq lists its product as uncharacterized. The record is from RefSeq and is a predicted model, not a curated record. The transcript has a single exon. Lineage: Eukaryota; Fungi; Ascomycota; Dothideomycetes; Pleosporales; Dothidotthiaceae. The coding region runs from base 1 to 819 and encodes 272 amino acids.
AUGGAAUGGCAAGGCGACUACAUGGGCCCCGUCGCCAAAACCGAGAUUCCGCAAACCCUCAAUGCCCGCAAAGCGUUUCUGAAAGACGUCUGUGAUGUCUACGCUGUCUGGCGCCUGGACCGAAAAAACGUUAACAGGACUGGCACCGACAAGCCAACUUACAAGCACAAGGUGCAAUUUGCAUGUCUGAUCAAAGACAAGUUCUGCGUUGUUGCAGAAAGCGACAUCGAUGUGGACACUACAGAGUUCGGAGGCGGGAGAGAGUGGAAGGCAAAGGCCUUGGAGCAUUGGUUGAAGCAUAACAAGGAUGCUGUGCGAGAGUCGCUCGUCAAGAAAGGGUUGACAGCGGACACCGAGGACGACAUGGCCUCGUCUAGUCCCGAGGCAACGGCUCGGCGCGCGGCUGCUUUCACGCGACACGACGUGGUCAACGACAGUGUCCUCCAGGCAAUGGGCCGCGACAUCCAGGAGGCCGCGGGAUUCACUAUGCCUGUUCCGAUUCGCAUUGUGGAAGGCAUGUUGAAAUUCGCACGAACCUUGCGAGUCAGCGCUUGGAUUGACCCAUUCUACACCGAAUGGGUCAUGGUGACCGGCCAGGCUAUUCCGGUUCCCAAGAUUAUCCCCAACAACCGCACCAACAACGACUCUAGCGAGAGCAGCGAGAGCGACAGUCAGCCCCCAAAGAAGAAACAGAAGAUUCUUCCAAGUCUGUUUCGUGAUGCGGACACGCCCGACAGAGUACGCGAGACUUUGCUCGAGGCCCAGAGCGUUGCCAUCAUCGUAGACUUGGAGCAAAGCGGUGAUGAGAUGGAGGAAUGA